AUGGGUGUGCGCUUUGACCAGCUGCGGCCCUCCACCUCUGCCCUCGGCAACAGCAGCCCAGUGCGGAAGGCUGUCAGCAUCAACAAGGCUAUCAACACACAGGAGGUCGCUGUCAAAGAGAAACAUGCCAGGACUUGCAUCCUGGGGACCCAUCAUGAAAAAGGCGCCCACACGUUCUGGGCUGCCGUCAACCGGCUUCCCCUCUCCAGCAACGCCGUGCUGUGCUGGAAGUUCUGCCACGUCUUCCACAAGCUGCUGCGGGAUGGACACCCCAACGUGAUCAAGGACUCCAUGAGGAACAAGGCAGAUCUGGCUGAUAUGAGCAGGAUGUGGGGUCAUCUGAGCGAAGGAUACGGGAAACUGUGCAGCAUCUACCUCAAGCUGCUCAUCACUAAAAUGGAAUUUCACAUUAAAAACCCCCGUUUCCCGGGCAAUCUGCAGAUGUCCAACAGGCAGCUCGAUGAGGCGGGAGAGAACGACGUCAACAAUUUCUUCCAGCUCACGGUGGAGAUGUUCGACUACCUGGAGUGUGAGCUCAACCUCUUCCUCGGCGUGUUCAACUCUUUGGACAUGUCUCGGUCUGUGUCUGUGACGGCGGCAGGUCAGUGUCGUCUGGCUCCCCUCAUCCAAGUCAUCCUAGACUGCAGCCACCUGUACGACUACACCGUCAAGCUGCUCUUCAAGCUGCACUCCUGCCUUCCAGCCGACACUCUCCAGGGCCACAGAGAUCGCUUCCAGGAGCAGUUUAAGAAGCUUAAGAGUCUCUUCUACCGCUCAAGUAACCUGCAGUAUUUCAAGAGGCUGAUUCAGAUCCCACAGCUGCCUGAGAACCCCCCAAACUUCCUGCGUGCGUCCGCGCUGUCGGAGCACAUCAGCCCCGUGGUCGUGAUUCCCGCUGAGUCUUCUUCUCCAGAGUCGGAACAUGUGGUGGAAACGGACGACCUGGUGGACACGGACGUCCCCUCUCUGCCGGCUCCCUCGGAGGUCAAGUUUGACGACUUGUUCGGCACUUCGGCCGCAAUCGAUCCGUUUAACUUCAACAGCCAGAACGGCAUGCGGAAAGAUGACAAAGACCGUCUGAUCGAGCAGCUGACCAGGGAGAUCCAGGCCCUCAAGGAGGAGCUGGAGUCUUUUAGGCUGGAGAGCGGCCGGCUGUGUCAGGCUCUGAGGGGGCGCGUCAACGAGCUUGAAGCGGAGCUCGCCGAGCAGAGCCACCUGAGGCUGCAGGCCGUAGGGGAGAGCGAGUUCCUGAAGGCGGAGCUGGAUGACCUGCGGAGGGCCAGGGAGGACACGGAGAAAGAGCAGCGGAGCCUGACGGAGAUCGAGAAAAAAGCUCAGGCCAACGAGCAGCGCUACACCAAGCUGAAGGAGAAAUACACAGAACUGGUUCAGAGUCACGCCGACCUGCUGAGGAAGAACGCAGAGGUGACCCGGCAGAUGACUGUGGCGCGGGCGGCUCAGGAUGAGGUGGAAGAGGUCCGGAGGGAGAUGCAGGAGAAGGUGAAGGGAGCACAGGAGGCUGCGGACAGACAGGAGAGGGAGCAGGUCAAGCAGCUCCAAGAGCUGCAGAGGGAGCUGGUUUCCACCCAGGCUGAACUGGACUCCCUGAAGACCACCAUGGCCUCUUCUCAGCAGAGUUCAAGCGAAGUGCUCAGCACCCAGCUGGUCGCCCUGGAGUCUGAGAAGGCAGAGCUGGUGCAAACUUUGUCGAAGGUGGAGGCGGAGCUUGCAGUACAGGGGGAGGAGCUCCAGCGUGUCCAAAGCUCCCUGGCUACUGAAAGGGAAAGCGGGGUGAAGACGGCAGAGGCCCUGCAGAAUCAGCUCAACGAGAAGGAGAGCAGGGAGCAGGCAUUGGAGAGUCAGCUGGUAGCGGCUCGAUGGUCCAGUCUGCAGGGAGCGGUGGAGGAGGCAGAGAAGAUCAUCCAGGACUCAUUAGCGCAGAUAGAUGAUCCAGCGCACAUCAGCUGCACAAGCUCUGCAGACUAUCUUGCAUCUAGAUGUCGGGCAUCUUUAGAGUCUAUGGACAAUUUGCAGAGAGCUAGAGAAGCCUUCUUGACUGACAACACAGCCGUGCUGGAGCUGGUGCGAGUGGUGACCCAGUGUGGCCACCUGGUGGGCGAUACCAUCGUUCAGGGCAGCGCCACCUCCCACAUGGUUCCUGUGGAGCAAGCAGAGGCGCUGUCAGAGAGCGUGAAGACGUGCGGAUCGGAAGCUCUGGCUCUGCUGGGACAGAUGAAGCAGCAGGACAGCCUUGCUGCUGCCGACGGCAACAAGCUGAGGACGGCGCUGGAGGCCAUCCUGACCACAGCGGAGAAACUGCGCCCGAGGGGUUUGGAGCUGCAGCAGGGGGAGCUGGGAGAUCUGGUGGAGCAAGAAAUGGCUGCCACUUCCGCCGCUGUGGAGUCCGCGGCUGCCAGGAUAGAGGAAAUGCUGAACAAGUCCCGAGCAGUUGAUACAGGAAUCAAGAUGGAGGUCAACGAGAGGAUCCUGGCUUCCUGCACAGAGCUGAUGCAGGCCAUCAAGGCACUGGUUCUGUCCUCUAAAGAUCUGCAAAGGGAUAUCGUGGAGAGUGGAAGGGGGGCAGCCUCCAUGAAGGAAUUUUAUGCUAAGAAUUCCCGCUGGACUGAGGGCCUGAUCUCUGCCUCCAAGGCGGUUGGAUGGGGCGCUACAGUCAUGGUUGAUGCUGCCGACAUGGUGGUUCAGGGAAAAGGAAAGUUUGAAGAGCUGAUGGUGUGUUCACAUGAAAUAGCAGCCAGCACUGCACAGCUAGUGGCUGCUUCCAAGGUAAAAGCAGAUAAAGACAGCUCCAACCUGCAGCGCCUGCAGCAGGCGUCCCGCGGGGUCACCCAGGCAACCGCCGCUGUCGUGGCCUCCACCAAGUCUGGGAAAUCCCAGAUCGAAGAAACAGAAACGAUGGACUUCUCCAGCAUGACUCUGACCCAGAUCAAGCGGCAGGAGAUGGAUGCUCAGGUUAUGGUUCUGGAGCUGGAGACCCGUCUGCAGAAGGAGCGGGAGCGUCUUGGGGAGCUGAGGAAGAAGCAUUACGAGCUCGCUGGUGUAGCAGAGGGCUGGGGCGAGGAAGGGGAAGGCACGGGAUGAAACCCUCGUCUUCCUCCUCUCAUAGACCUGAUUUCCUCCGCCUCCGUUUAUUUAUAGACAUCCUUCUCCAUCUUUUCCUCUCAUCCGCUCACAUUUAUCUGCUUGUUUAUAUCCAAGCCGAAGAAAAGGUGCUUCUUUUUUUGAAAUCCCCGCUCCUCACACGCCUGCCCUCCGUCUGUGGAUGUGCCGUUCCAUCCAGACAGAAUCCGCCGCAGCGACCCAAGUUUUCCGUCUCCCCGUUUUAUUGACCGCGGGGAGUCACAGAGGAUGUAAUACGAGCACAAGGUGGGAGUGGAUCAGCGGCUGCUCCUCCUCCUCAGCUGCUGCGUCUCCUCUCUGUUCAUCAGUGUCUGAUUCAGAUAGAGGAGCCGCGCGGCUCCGUUCCAGUCUCUUCCUAUUCUGUUCUCACUGUGAGUUAAUCACCUUUUUAAGUCCGUACGGCCUCCACGCCGGAGGCCUGCCCUCGGACUUUCUGCCUUUCACGUCCUCGCCAUUGUAACGACCGUGACUGUUAACCUAAAAAGAA
Molecule: messenger RNA, 3625 nt
Organism: Cyprinodon variegatus (sheepshead minnow)
Lineage: Eukaryota; Metazoa; Chordata; Actinopteri; Cyprinodontiformes; Cyprinodontidae
Gene: hip1
Product: huntingtin interacting protein 1
Exons: 32
Coding region: 1-3099 (1032 amino acids)
Biological process (GO): clathrin coat assembly; endocytosis; actin filament organization
Cellular component (GO): presynapse; actin cortical patch; extrinsic component of postsynaptic membrane
Molecular function (GO): clathrin-cargo adaptor activity; phosphatidylinositol-3,4-bisphosphate binding; phosphatidylinositol-3,5-bisphosphate binding
Source: RefSeq, a predicted model, not a curated record